Brassica napus (rape) is the source of this 402-nucleotide messenger RNA. RefSeq names its product histone acetyltransferase HAC1-like. The transcript has 3 exons. The record is from RefSeq and is a predicted model, not a curated record. Lineage: Eukaryota; Viridiplantae; Streptophyta; Magnoliopsida; Brassicales; Brassicaceae. Bases 1 to 402 code for a protein of 133 amino acids.
AUGCCAGCCAACACCUACCUUGAGCAACAAGCUAAUGUACAUGCCCUGUCUGGUUUAAAAAUCGAAAACACUACGGUGGAGAAAGCUCCUUUAGCAUCAAAUGACUCAGUAUCCACUUCAGAUAUGUUGAAACUCAAGAGAGUACAUGCGAAAGCUUGUGAGGAUUACCUAAACCCGUCGACCCUUACUUCUCGCUUGGCUAGCUUAAUAAGGGCCAAAAAAUUGAAUAACUACGGUCAGAUUCAACAAAAUGCUAAUUCCUCUUCGCCUGGAACAAUGACUACACUCGCUCCUGAAGUUUUUGCUGAGACCACGAUGGUGAGAGAGAAGGUUCUUGAGAGGGGAGAUGAGUUGGAGACAGAGAUCGCAGAGAAUCUGAAGUCCAUGAGCCUCUACAGCUGA